AUGGACGCUAAUACUUCUUCUUCUUCUGCCGCUUUGGCUCCCGAGAAUGAUGCUCUUGUUGGAAAGACGUAUCCAACAGACGCCGAGUUGGCGUUUUUCGACAAUUUCGCCACUGUUGUUGAUGGAUCUGAUCUGGUCCGAUCAACGACUGAAACUCUGAAACUCCCCCCGACACGUAUCAAGUUGAAAAACUUGGACAAACUACCAACAUCCAACACGUUGGAUACAACGCGAUUCUGGUUAAACCUUCGACACCCCGGAUACGAAAAAGCUCCAACUGGAUUCUGGAUGCCACAUCGGACAUAUGAUAAGUUAAAUGGCCACACACAGAUGAACGAGAUCGCCAGACAUUCGCAAUCAAACCGAAACCUCGGAUUGGACGAGACGCUCAUUCUCUCAAUGCGAAUUUUUACAAAGGACAAGAAAGCAUUGCCUGGUCGUGGUCACCGAGUUCCCGAGGAAAUACGCAAAAUGUUUGGUCUCCAUCACGGUCACAAUGUUGUAGGAGACUCGCAUUGUCUUCCAAAAGCUCUAGCAAUGGGAAAGCUAUGGAGCGAUAUGCAUAGCUGUAGCGACCCUAGCGAGAAGAAGACAAUGGCCAGCAAACUACAAAAAGUCAUGAGAAAAACCGGAAAGACAUUCGACGGUAGAUGUAGAAUCCAAAUGGAGCGUGCAAUGGACCUAUUAGAAGAAGCUGGUAUGGAUAUUGACCAAGAAGAGCACACCCUCGAGGAUUUGGAGCAGUUGGCAGAGUACCUAGAUGAAUACCACAUUUGUGUUUGGGAGGUGCCACCCCAUUUUCCAUUUCCAGUGGUCAGAGAGGAAUUCAACAAGGGAGCAGAGAAUUUUAUCCCCCUCUUCUACCACAAUGGUCAUUAUGAUCACUUUCACCCAUCGGUCGAGAAUGUCCAAGCUCGUUUCUGCUUCCGUUGCCACAAAGUUGUCGGUGCGAACCAUGCUAGAACAUGCGAAACCAAAUGUCGAAGAUGUGGAGAAACGAAUGUGAACCAGAAGGAGUCUCAAUUUGGUGUGAAAACUAGGCGUUUAAAAUGGAUAAUGCGUACGCAUUGA
Caenorhabditis remanei is the source of this 1071-nucleotide messenger RNA. RefSeq lists its product as uncharacterized. The transcript has 5 exons. The coding region runs from base 1 to 1071 and encodes 356 amino acids. NCBI's taxonomy places the organism in Eukaryota, Metazoa, Nematoda, Chromadorea, Rhabditida, Rhabditidae. The record is from RefSeq and is a predicted model, not a curated record.